This is a messenger RNA of Anguilla anguilla (European eel), 865 nucleotides long. RefSeq lists its product as uncharacterized. The transcript is spliced from 8 exons. Bases 185 to 811 code for a protein of 208 amino acids. NCBI's taxonomy places the organism in Eukaryota, Metazoa, Chordata, Actinopteri, Anguilliformes, Anguillidae. The record is from RefSeq and is a predicted model, not a curated record.
UUUGAGUGUACUCGUUUUACUUCUGCUGUGGCUCGGCACGCAGCUGCCGUGCAAGGCCAGCCAGUGCUACGUACCAAUUUGUGGCGCGAAGUCCAACGAGGCCUGUGAUUACAUCGCUCUAAAUUUCUCCUCCGGAAAGUGGACAGCGUCCUGGGCUGAAAGGAGCUUCCGAAGACCGGAACAUAUGUGUACCCCCCAGCAGAUAGAGAUCUUUUUGAAAGGAUUUCCUAUCUUGGAAACGUCUUUCAAAACACUGGGGUUGAAUGUGAAGAAAGCGGAAGCGGACGGGAAUUCCACCUCGGUCCCCGGCCCUCUCCUCCUGCGGCAGUACCUGCUUGCCUGGGUCAAAUGGGUGAUGGAGAGUUUACCGGAGGACUGGUGGCCAGGGUCUGAGCUGUCCUUGUGGCUGACGCUGACCGGCAUGGCUGUACGGACAGUCCUGGAGGUGCUCAUUUACCUGGCCUCUAACUGGGAGACGGUCCGCUCCAUCAGGAAUAUGCUCCAGACCAUCACCCAGAAGCUGGCCGCUAUUGGAAGGGUUUUCUUCUGGGUCACUGGGGGCGUGAACGCCCUCUACUGGUGGGUCAGAGGACAUCCUCGUCCGAGUAGUGGGACAAUUCCACAAGAUGUAAAGGUCGUGCUGGAAGAGAAAAUCAGAACUCUGGAACUCCAGGUGGAAACCCUGCAGAGGACGCUAGCCGCUAAGGAACAGGAGCUGACAAAUUCACAACCGAAUGCGCCUCUCUCGAAGAAGGAGGGAAGUGGCAGACGGAGAAGACGAAAGAAGGGCAGAAACAGAAGGAGCGGUUAAAUGGUAACAGUUUACCAGCGCUGCAGCAGUGAGUAUGGAGUACAGUGACGUCCC